Messenger RNA from Aspergillus candidus, 1301 nucleotides. RefSeq lists its product as uncharacterized. The transcript has a single exon. NCBI's taxonomy places the organism in Eukaryota, Fungi, Ascomycota, Eurotiomycetes, Eurotiales, Aspergillaceae. The record is from RefSeq and is a predicted model, not a curated record. The coding region runs from base 371 to 1237 and encodes 288 amino acids.
UCUACACAACCGUCUCUCCUACGCCAGCUGGCGUCUGAGGGUCUUCCGCCAGUUAUUCGACCUGCACCGCGUCUCGCGCCCACUCUCAACCUCCACCCAGCGCCCCAGCGCGCAAGACCGCUCGACCGACACCACCACCACAACCACAACUACAACUUCCAACACACCACAACAACCCAACCAAACCCAAUCCACCCCUCACGAUGUCAAUCGCAAAUCCCCCCGACCCUCGCAACUCCUCCCUCAGUCCCCCCUCCUUACACACCCGCGCCUCCCCAAAACCAAACCCCACAAACGCACCGCAACCCCCGAAGACAAAGACCCCCUCCGCCUCAACCCCUGGGCCCAAGCCCUCGCCUCCCCAGUCCGCAUGUGCAACCUAACAAACGCACGUCUCCCGCGCACCCUCUUCACAGAAUGGGGCAUCAUCCGCCGAGCAAGCGACACCGAACCAGACCCACCCCUACACAUCCUCCCCACAGGCCUCCUCAAAGACGACCUCGCCGCGUCGCGAGAGCAGCACCAAACCCUCUUAUCCUCAGAACAACUCGAACAAUCAACCCCACCUACCACCACCAGAAACAACCCACCCCAACAGCCACUCAUCUUCCGCCUAACCGAGCGCCUCCCUGUUCUAACCAGCCUGACGCAGGCGCUCGACAGCGGUCCCGAAUCCGACCGUCGGAGAUCCAAUCUGGCGCGCAUCCUGCCCAACCGCUGGAAGCACCCGCACGGUCCGUUGACGAGUCGUGCUGCGGCUAUGCUGUCUUGGCGGGAUGACAUGCCUGAGUUUAUGGUCGGGCGGAUGAGGGCGCAGGCUGCGCGUGCGCUUCAGAAAGCGAGUCGGACGUAUAAGAAGGUGGAUCGGGGCCGCGACGGCGUUUGGCGGACGUUGCAGCUGGAUGCGCGUUCUAAAUCGGCGCUGGAGACUGCGCUGAAGGACCUGCCGGCUGUGGAGCGUAUGGAGUGCGGUGCGGUGCUGAUUAUGGGUGGUCAGACUACUGCCCCCCCGGAAGUGGAGAAGUCUACCCUGCCAGAUGCGGUGCACCUGCAGCAAACUCAGUCUCGGGUUCCAGUUUUUGAUCUGUCGGUGCUGCUGUCAGAGGCAGAGCUGGAAGAGCUGAGACGCUCUGACGCGCGGUUCCAGAGCCCAGCGCUGUUUUUCAGACCCGCUGACAAGACGACUAUGGACACGCUGUUGACUCUGUGGAAGCUCAAGGGCUUUCUUCGGGCGUAGUGCUGAUAUAGCUUAUUUAUCCAGUAUAUGCAUAUACAAAUACCAUCAGUGAUGUGGAGUGAAA